Messenger RNA from Portunus trituberculatus (swimming crab), 3376 nucleotides. It is a transcript of the gene Cdc42, whose product is annotated as cdc42 homolog. The record is from RefSeq and is a predicted model, not a curated record. The coding region runs from base 170 to 634 and encodes 154 amino acids. Gene Ontology annotation, biological process: small GTPase-mediated signal transduction. NCBI's taxonomy places the organism in Eukaryota, Metazoa, Arthropoda, Malacostraca, Decapoda, Portunidae. Gene Ontology annotation, molecular function: GTPase activity; GTP binding. The transcript has 5 exons.
ACAACCAAACACCAAAAAAGCACCAAAAAACACCAAAAUAGAAAUAAAUGUGGAUAAGUUACAGGGUGUGGCGUCAGACGGUGCUCGAGGCGGAGGUCCAACGCCCAGCUGGUGUUGCUGGGUCAACGCGUACACACACACACGCACACGCCAGUACGCGCACACAGCCAUGCAGACCAUAAAGUGUGUGGUGGUGGGUGAUGGCGCGGUUGGAAAAACGUGUCUCCUCAUUUCAUACACCACCAAUAAAUUCCCCUCAGAAUAUGUCCCUACGGUGUUUGACAACUAUGCCGUGACAGUCAUGAUUGGCGGGGAGCCUUACACACUGGGCCUCUUCGAUACUGCAGGUCAGGAGGAUUACGACCGGCUGCGACCGCUGAGUUACCCGCAAACGGACGUUUUUUUGGUCUGUUUUUCUGUCGUGUCGCCGUCGUCCUUCGAAAACGUCAAAGAGAAGUGGGUGCCAGAAAUCACUCACCACUGCCAGAAGACCCCCUUCCUGCUGGUGGGGACGCACACACACACAUACACAAAAACACACACCAUUUCACCAUUUAAAUUAACAAAAACCUCAUUAAAACACCAAAUAUCCUUUCAGUGGGUGCCGGAAAUCACUCACCACUGCCAGAACUAAUAGAAAAACACCCAUUUGACCAUUUAAAUGAACAAAAACACCCAUUUCACCACUUAAACUACCCAAAAACACCCAUUUCACCCCACAAACCAACAAAAAACACCAUUAAAACACCGAAUAUCCUUUCAGUGGGUGCCGGAAAUCACUCACCACUGCCAGAAGACCCCCUUCCUGCUGGUGGGGACACACACAAACACAUACACAAAAACACACCAUUUCACCAUUAAAACUACCAAAAAACAACCAUUUCACCAUUUAAAUUAACAAAAACCUCAUUAAAACACCAAAUAUCCUUUCAGUGGGUGCCAGAAAUCACUCACCACUGCCAGAACUAAUAGAAAAACACCCAUUUCACCAUUUAAAUUAACAAAAACACCCAUUUCACCCCACAAACCACCAAAAAACACCAUUAAAACACCAAAUAUCCUUUCAGUGGGUGCCGGAAAUCACUCACCACUGCCAGAAGACCCCCUUCCUGCUGGUGGGGACACACAUACACACAUACACAAAAACACACCAUUUCACCAUUUAAAUUAACAAAAACACCUAUUUAACCCCACAAACCACCCAAAAACAUCAUUAAAAUGCCCACUAUUCUUUCAGUGGGUGCCGGAAAUCACUCACCACUGCCAGAACUAAUAGAAAAACAUCCAUUUCACCAUUUAAAUGAACUAAAACACCAAUUUCACCCCACAAACCACCAAAACACACCACUAAAACUCCAAUAUCCUUUCAGUGGGUGCCUGAAAUUACUCACCACUGCCAGAACUAAUAGAAAAACACCCAUUUCACCAUUUAAAUUAACAAAAACACCCAUUUCACCCCACAAACCACACAAAAACCUCAUUAAAACGUCCAAUAUCCUUUCAGUGGGUGCCGGAAAUCACUCACCACUGCCAGAACUAAUAGAAAAACACCCAUUUCACCAUUUAAAUGAACAAAAACACCCAUUUCACCACUUAAACUACCAAAAAACACCCAUUUCACCCCACAAACCAACAAAAAAACCUCAUUAAAACACCAAAUAUCCUUUCAGUGGGUGCCAGAAAUCACUCACCACUGCCAGAAGACCCCCUUCCUGCUGGUGGGGACACACACACACACAUACACAAAAACACACCAUUUCACAAUUAAAAUUAACAAAAACACCAUUAAAACACCAAAUAUCCUUUCAGUGGGUGCCGGAAAUCACUCACCACUGCCAGAACUAAUAGAAAAACACCCAUUUCACCAUUUAAACUACCCCAAAACACCCAUUUCACCACUUAAACUACCCAAAAACACCCAUUUCACCCCACAAACCAACAAAAAAACCUCAUUAAAACACCAAAUAUCCUUUCAGUGGGUGCUGGAAAUCACUCACCACUGCCAGAAGACCCCCUUCCUGCUGGUGGGGACACACACACACACACAUACACAAAAACACACACCAUUUCACCACUUAAAUUAACAAAAACACCAUUAAAAUGCCAAAUAUCCUUUCAGUGGGUGCCAGAAAUCACUUACCACUGCCAGAAGACCCCCUUCCUGCUGGUGGGGACGCACACACACACAUACACAAAAAUACACACCAUUUCACCAUUUAAAUGAACAAAAACACCCAUUUCACCCCACAAACCACCAAAAAAAACUCAUUAAAACACCAAAUAUCCUUUCAGUGGGUGCCAGAAAUACUCACCACUACCAGAACUAAUAGAAAAACACCCAUUUCACCAUUUAAAUGAACAAAAACACCCAUUUCACCCACAAACCACCAAAAAACCUCAUUAAAACACCAAAUAUCCUUUCAGUGGGUGCCGGAAAUCACUCACCACUGCCAGAAGACCCCCUUCCUGCUGGUGGGGACACACACACACACAUACACAAAAACACACCAUUUCAUCAUUUAAAUUAACAAAAGCCUCAUUAAAACGUUCAAUAUCCUUUCAGUGGGUGCCGGAAAUCACUCACCACUGCCAGAACUAAUAGAAAAACACCCAUUUCACCAUUUAAAUGAACAAAAACAGCCAUUUCACCAUUUAAACUACCCAAAAAACACCCAUUUCACCCCACAAACCAACGAAAAACCUCAUUAAAACACCAAAUAUCCUUUCAGUGGGUGCCAGAAAUCACUCACCACUGCCAGAAGACCCCCUUCCUGCUGGUGGGGACACACACACACACAUACACAAAAACACACCAUUUCACAAUUAAAAUUAACAAAAACACCAUUAAAACACCAAAUAUCCUUUCAGUGGGUGCCGGAAAUCACUCACCACUGCCAGAACUAAUAGAAAAACACCCAUUUCACCAUUUAAAUGAACAAAAACACCCAUUUCACCCCACAAACCAACGAAAAACCUCAUUAAAACACCAAAUAUCCUUUCAGUGGGUGCCGGAAAUCACUCACCACUGCCAGAAGACCCCCUUCCUGCUGGUGGGGACACACACACAUACACAAAAACACACACCAUUUCACCAUUUAAAUUAACAAAAACCUCAUUAAAACACCAAAUAUCCUUUCAGUGGGUGCCGGAAAUCACUCACCACUGCCAGAACUAAUAGAAAAACACCCAUUUCACCAUUUAAAUGAACAAAAACACCCAUUUCACCACUUAAACUACCCAAAAAACACUCAUUUCACCCCACAAACCAACGAAAAACCUCAUUAAAACACCAAAUAUCCUUUCAGUGGGUGCCGGAAAUCACUCACCACUGCCAGAAGACCCCCUUCCUGCUGGUGGGGACACACACACACACACA